UGUAACAGUUUCUCGCAGACCCAGUGUACUGCGGUGUACGGUAUUAUUCGUCCUGUGCGGCUCAUCGAAUGACCAACCGCUUUUCUUUGCCACAUUUUUUCACCAGAGAGAGAACAAGAGGAGCUAUCUAAGAUGGGCUCUUUUGACACGAAUGGGACCUAUGCCCGUGGAAUCGUGGACGAAGCGGUCCUGUCUCGAACCGAAGCCUUGCACGCCGUGGGUCGCUUCCUGUGGGAGAACCCAGGAGAUACGCUUCGAGGAGCACAAGGCGCACGACACGCUGUGCGCCUUCCUCGAGGGCGAGGGAUUCGACGUACGCCGACACCACUUCCUGGACACGGCGUUCCGCGCGGAGUACGGGGAGGGCUCCCCUGUGGUGGCGCUGCUGUGCGAGUACGAUGCCUUGCCCGGCCUCGGACACGCUUGCGGGCACAACCUGAUUGCCGAGAGCGCUAUCGCCGCUGCGGUCGCAGCAAAGGAGCUUAUCGUUCGUAAGAACAAGUUGAGCGACGUCCCCUUUAAGGGGAAGAUAGUGGUGCUGGGCACACCCGCCGAAGAAGGCGGCAUGGGGAAAGAUCUGUUGCUGCGUGCUGGCGCAAUGGAUGACAUCGACGCUGCGCUCAUGGCGCACCCCGAAAACAGGUCCGUCCUAAGGAUGCGAUUGUCGUCCAGAAGUGGGGUGACCAUGGUGUUCGACAGCGUCGACGGUCCGGACAGCGGGGAUCAACCCAGCGCAAUGGACGCCGCUGUGUUGGCUUAUAGCAAUAUGACACUGUUGAGGGCACGUAUGGAUCCCGACAGCCGAAUGCAUGGCACAAGGAGCUCACAGACGUCAUCUACAAGUCAGUGCGAAACACUGCCUCCGAGUCUACUACAACUACACCGACCAAUACGUAGAAUGAUGAGCACCGAAACGACGACCGACUUCAACGUUCACCGCAGCCGCCUCGUCAUGAACGUGCGGUCGCCCAGCACAGAGCGUGUCCUGCAGAUGCGAGGUGACAUCGAGGCCUGCGCCGAGGCAGCAGCCAAGGCGACAGGCUGUCGCCUCACCAUCAGUGACCUUGGACGCCUCUGCAGGCACAUGAACUACAACGAAACCAUGGUUAGGACAUUCCAAAAGCACGCCGACCAGUACGGAAUGCCUUUCAUCGACGUUCCAAUGACGACAGGUUCCACCUCCGACGCUGGUAAUGUGUCUCACAAGCUGCCCACCAUCCAUCCCGUGUACCGCAUCGAUUCAACCGGUUUCAACCACACGAGAGAGUUUUGGCGCGUGUCCGGGACGAAGGCGGCCCAGGAAACGGCUGUGCUUGUUGGGAAGAUGCUAGCGCUCACAGCCUUCGACUUACUGUGUGAUCCGCAUCUCCUACAACGUGUGAAGAAGGAGUUCGAUGACUUCGCGGCGCAAGCCGUGUGAAACGCCGAUAGGUGGCCACGCUAAUUCACUACGUCAAUCCAUCAGCUCAUUCAUAUUAUGUAUGUUCGAAGGUAUGUGACAUGCGGGAUGGUCAAUGCGCUGUGCGUCUAAAGCGCUUAAGCAAUAUAAUAAGAAACACAAUAUUUCUGUAGAGUUUAAGUAUAGCGUACGUGCAGAUCUAACAAUACCUACUUAAACAAAAGAACGCACAUGCGCUUUGGGCACUGAAAUACUUGGAAGACUGAGAGCCCAUACAUUUGAAUAACAAACAAAGAUGAUGAAUAUUGCAAAUGAGCUCUGCGGAAAGCCGCAAUGUGGCGGAAGGGUUUAGAGCCGUUCCACGCGCUUCCCGCACAGCCGCAACGC
This is a messenger RNA of Rhipicephalus microplus (southern cattle tick), 1786 nucleotides long. Its product is annotated as peptidase M20 domain-containing protein 2. The record is from RefSeq and is a predicted model, not a curated record. Gene Ontology annotation, molecular function: dipeptidase activity. NCBI's taxonomy places the organism in Eukaryota, Metazoa, Arthropoda, Arachnida, Ixodida, Ixodidae.